AUGGGUGAUCGUGCAGAAGAAAACUUCAAGAAAAGGAAUUCUGCCCAGGAAACAUCUGCAGAAGGAAAUGUCUCUUUUACUAAGGACUGCUUGAUAACACAAAAAAAAAUGCAACAACUCGAGAAACAAUUAAAAUGCUUAGCUUUUCAAAAUCCAGGACCUCAGGUAGCUGAUUUCAAUCCUGAAACCAGAGAGCAGAAAAAGAAAGCACGCAUGUCGCAGAUGAAACAAGAUUUUUUUCAUAAGCCCAAAACUACGAAGAAAUACGACAAACAUGGCAGGCUGCUUUGUAAUAACAUUGAUUUGUGUGAUUGCCUGGAAAAGAACUGUCUGGGUUGUUUCUAUCCUUGCCCCAAAUGCAAUUCAAACAAAUGUGGACCAGAAUGCCGUUGCAAUAGGAAAUGGGUUUAUGAUACAAUUGAGACUGAAGAUGGGAAUGUGAUCAGCGUGUUUCCAUUUUUUGUCCCUGACUGA
Molecule: messenger RNA, 474 nt
Organism: Antrostomus carolinensis (chuck-will's-widow)
Lineage: Eukaryota; Metazoa; Chordata; Aves; Caprimulgiformes; Caprimulgidae
Gene: ARL14EPL
Product: ARF like GTPase 14 effector protein like
Exons: 3
Coding region: 1-474 (157 amino acids)
Cellular component (GO): intracellular membrane-bounded organelle
Source: RefSeq, a predicted model, not a curated record